Molecule: messenger RNA, 4812 nt
Organism: Homarus americanus (American lobster)
Lineage: Eukaryota; Metazoa; Arthropoda; Malacostraca; Decapoda; Nephropidae
Gene: Hcs
Product: biotin--protein ligase-like
Exons: 12
Coding region: 171-1856 (561 amino acids)
Biological process (GO): protein modification process
Cellular component (GO): cytoplasm
Molecular function (GO): biotin--[biotin carboxyl-carrier protein] ligase activity
Source: RefSeq, a predicted model, not a curated record
ACUGUAUAUAUAUGUUUGCACUUUUUCAGUGUGUGUGUAAAAUUCUCUUUAUCUGUCAGUGUUUCACUUAAUUUUUUGGUGGCUUUUAUUUUAUACCUACUUUUCAUUGAUGGGGGUUUAAUUAUCAUUGGUGUUCCCUCAGGUACGCCAUUUACCAACUGACGGAUGAGAUGGCUUUUAAAUCUCCAUGGACCGGUAGUACCACACUAUUAGUGGUGUGUGGUGAUGUUCCAGCACAUGUGUCAACAGUCUUUAUUAGAUAUCUCCUCCAGGGAGGUCGAGUUCUCUCAGUGUGCUCAGACUUUCUAAACAUGGCCGUCCCACUCUUUGCUUUCGAGCUGCCCUGGACCUCUAGCCUUGUAGCCUCAGGAACCGUAGAAGUUCAAGAGCAGGCAGUGGUGACCAUCAGCUACCGUCGUUGGUCGAGUGUCCAGUUACUUCACCACCAGCACUGUUUUCAUUCAUCGCCUCAACAUAAACGGUUCUCUCGAGAAUUGGAAAAUACUAAAGACACAGACAUCAGGUCAGCUGUGAGUGUAGAGCCAACUCAUGUAGAAAUUGUUGAUGAGUAUGGAGGUCGGCAUCGUUUAGACCUGAAGAUACUCGCAACAGAUGACACAUGGGGAGCGCCAUCCUUGCUCUCUGCUCGAGUUCACCAGGGCAAGGGCUCAGCAGUCUUUUCACAGGUACACUUGGAACGGGAUCCAAGAGAGUGUUUCACAAUGGCUGGAAUUACAAGUAAACUCUCCAUUAGCAAUGAAGCCCGACUAGAGAUACUGAGGGAUCUGUUGUCCACAGAACUAUGUCUCGAUACUAAUAUGUCCACUUCAGCUACUAGCUACAGUCCAGCAUAUUUCUUAGGGAGGCACGAGCUUAAGCAAACACUCAUCAAUAAACUGAGGCCACAUAUGGAGAAGCAGGAGUUGAGGAGAUCGCAGCUGACCAUCCAAUUUGUGACCUCUGGUAUGACUGCCAGACAACCAGAUGAUGAUGUAUUGCCACUCUUAAUGAGUGCUUGCCCUUUGACUUUCUCCACUGUUAAGUACUUUGAGGCUCUGAAGACAUCAGCUAUUGGCCGCCUUGUGAUCUACUGUGAUGUGAUGACCUCCAGCAUGAAAGUGACUGCAGGCCAUCCACCUCUUGUUCAUGGCAUUGUUGUGCUGCCAACACAACAAACCCAGGGCAAAGGUCGUAGUGGGAAUUCCUGGUUGUCUCCACUAGGCUGUGCCAUGUUCACUACGCAGCUCCACAUUGCUCUGUCGUCCAACCUGGGUCAACACCUCACCUUCCUGCAACACCUCAUAGCUAUAGCAGUGGUGCAGGCGGUCAGAGAGCACCCCGGCUAUGCUGACAUCCCUAUCCACCUCAAGUGGCCCAACGAUAUCUAUGUUGGUACUAACAUCAAGAUUGGAGGAGUGAUUGUUGAGGCAACAACAAUUGGCAGUGAAAUUAUAGCAAAUGUUGGAUGUGGAGUGAACUUGUCAAACAGUAACCCCACUUACUGCAUAAAUGAUGCUGUCCGGCAACAUAACAAGGAGUACAAAUCGUCUCUCUGUGAACUUGACCGAGAAACGUUUUUGGCCAGGGUGUUUAAUUCUAUUGAAGAGCUUAUUGAAACUUUCCAAGCUAAGGGUCCUGGAGCUGUUCAACACAUCUAUUACAAGUACUGGCUGCACAGUAAUGCAACAGUAACUGUUCAGAAUGAACAUCGACGGACAGAAUCUGCCGUGAUCAUUGGAGUGGACAACUAUGGAUUCUUAGAAGCACAGCUGGUAUCAGGUACAAUCAUUACCCUCCAGCCCGAUGGCAACUCAUUCAAUAUGAUGGAUGGACUCAUCUAUUCCAAGCUACAUUAAGCUACUUUUUGAGCCUGAGAAGAGGAUUAUUUGGCAACAGUUUGUCAUAAAUUGUUUUGGAUAUCACUGAAUGCUAGUGUAUGUGAUAUCAGCAGUCCGAAUAUUAAGCAGUGUAAAACAGGCAGUAGCACCAGUGCUUGAAAGAAAUGUGUAGCUGCAGGUUACACCAAAUUUUGUAGAGAAAAAAAAGGUACUAUUUUGAAGUUUGUACUUAUAAACAAGCAACUGGUGAUGGCCUCAGGCUCUGCUGGCUUUAGCACGUAUUUUUUAUUUACAAGUAACAGUAUGUUGAGAAAUAUAGGAUCAAAACCCCUUGAAUAAACUUGAGGAAGACUACAGGAGGGUACAGCUACACCAAGCCUCAUGUUUAUGUAGCAGCCAGUUUUUAGGAAGUUCAAUGUUGGCAGACAAUAGGUGAGAAAUUGGUUCUGCCAGUUGAGCAAAAAUGUAAAAAAAAAAAAAUCACAGAUGAUUCCAAAUGAUUUAGAUUUAUAGGUCAACUGAAUCACAGUACAUUCAUAUGGGUUUUGAUCAUUGACCUUGAUGAUUGUACAAGUUGCAAGAUGACGUUAGGACCAUAAGUUGUUGGAAGUAUUUUGGCAGUUACAGAGUUUAUCAUGGUUUGUGCAUAUAUUUUUGAGAUAAGAUGAAGAUUGUAUUAUGUUGUAAAUAAGUUGACUAAGGAUCCUGUCUAUAAUCAAAAAUAGGGAAAGAUAAAAGAGAGCUGUUUGUCUUCUAAAAGUUUAACAAAAUAAUCGCAAGUGUUUCUGAAAUGAGAUUAAGCAUUGUAUAAAUCACUCCAUUGUCAGCUCAUCAUACAACCAUCUCAUUAUUAUGUUGCCUAGUUAAGUGUGUAUUAUCAUUCUCUUACCAACAUAUGAUAUUCUCUCACUAUAUCUGUUUUUCUGUUCAUAAUGUCUGCAUGGCCAUGAUUCCAUAGAACCCUCUACUAAAAAGAGUCAGAUUUCCACAUCCAUUAAAAUUUCCAAGGCAUCCAUUGAAUUGUGCAUUUUAAACCUUCAAUUUUCUCAUUGCAAGUGUUCAUUCCAGGAUUUUGCAGAGUAGUUUUUUUUUUAAUAUUCCUGCUUGCCAAAUGAUUUUGUAAUUAUGUACUGCAUUAAGUCCAUUGACUUCUCAUAAUCCUUCAGUAUGUACCGAGGUAUAUAUUCUUCAGUGCCUUGAAUUUGUUGUGGCAACUACCCAAUACUUGUUAUCUUCCACAAACCUCAAGUGUUAUAGUUUUCCUUCGUGUCUGAUUUUCUCCCACAUCUAAUUGUGGGAGACAAUGUUUUCUUAAAUGUUGGGAUGAAUAUGUUUGUUUCUUCCCUGUUGUCAAAAUCGGUGAAGCCAAUUUUUGUAUGUACUGUAUUCAUUUUAACUGGUGUUAGGUGGCAGUGCUGUUUGAAAAAUAAUGUGGUGAUAAACCUUUAACUACAGUAAAGAGUGGGAGUGGGAACAGUUAUUUGGGAUUAAAAAAUAGGUGGAAGGAAAAAUGUUGCCGUUACUGUACUGUACUGUAUAUGUCUUUGUAGAGCAAUAAUGAAAUGAUUUUUAAAAACUGCCAUGACUUAAGGGUACAUUACUGAAUAGCGGUACCUUACUGAACAGUGGAAAUAGCUUCUUUGGUAAUGGUGCAUAGUGUUUGUUUAGAUCCUUAAGAAUAUGUUCUAUAAAAGUAAAUUAACAACAUAACUAACCAUCUGUAUUGAUUUAAUAUUAAUGCCAACUUUCUAUUUUGAAAUGUCACAAGUGAAAAUCUUGCAAAAAGCCUUUAUUUUUGCUCGUAAACAUACAUUACCUACAAUUCCUGGCUUGUACUCGCAUCUUUCUUUCUUCUUUAAAUUUUUUCUCGGACAAUUAUUCAUCUUCACACACAUACUGAAAUUGAUUAUGUUUGUCUUACUUGAUGAUUUCACCAGUAAGGUGGAUGUUGUUUUGAGCAAAAAUAUAUAUUGGAUAGAAAAUUUAAAAUGACUUUAUUCAUUGUGCGCAUUACAGUUGAUAUCCUUGUAAAAGAGGUUCAGGGGUAUUAUGUCUUAGAUCUCUCAGUGUUACUGUGUACUAGGCAUUAUUUUGAAAAGUUUCAGCAUACAGUACUUUGAUACACUUCCAUGCAAUCUCAGCAUGUAAAAUAGUCCUGAAGGGUUAAACAUCUUCGUCAAAGGGUUAAAUCAUCGUCACCAAAGGGUUAAAUCAUCGUCGUCAAAGGGUUAAAUCAUCGUCGUUAAAGGGUUUAAAUCAUCGUUCCCAAAGGAUUACAUUGCAUACAGUAUUUCCCAGAGUUUGGGAGAAAGAACCCCCAUCUCAUAUAUUAUGCUAUAAGGUAAGAAAGUUCCCUUCUUGCGAAAUGCUUUUCUUCCUUUCAUUGUAACUACCAUUUGUUAUUAGAAAAUUGUACUCUUAAUGCCAAAAUAGUGUAUACAAUAUUUUAACAUCAAGGAGCAAUACUGUAGUAUUAGUGACAUGUUGUGAGGUCUUUCUUGAAAGCAACAAAAGUAGACUUUAAACACUUUAAUAUUCCUAAAAUGUUGUGUAUAUUUUUCAUGCAAAUGAAAAAGGUUAAAUCAAAUUUCCUUAGUGCUGUCUCCUAUACCAUAUGGAUCUAUUGGGAGGCAACCCAAGGUGAGAUGGGUUAGCUCAAUGGAGAAUUACACAUGGUACAGUGAUUAGUAUGUGCUCAUCUUAAGCAGCAAUGCUCCUUCAUCUGUGCCUGGCUUUCAGAUCAAACUGUUUUCUCAUAAGUUGGAAAUCCAAAGAGUUAAAUUUGCUACAUGUCACUUGGGACAAAUUAAUCUCUAGAUAUUGAUUUUUUACUUUCUGGCAGUACUAAGGUGGCCGUAAACAGGUAAGCCCCCCCCCCCUUUUUUUUAAUUACAGCCAGUACAGUAAUAAAAAUAUGAUGCAACCAAAUGAUUUUGAAUUAAAAUUUGCUUUGUGUGAUUCUCUCCUAAGACAA